Molecule: messenger RNA, 690 nt
Organism: Lactuca saligna
Lineage: Eukaryota; Viridiplantae; Streptophyta; Magnoliopsida; Asterales; Asteraceae
Source: the annotation of a GenBank genome assembly
AUGACAAGGAUCUUCAAGUUCGGAAGUAUGCAAUAUCAGUGGUUGGCAGAUUAUCUAAAAAAACCUGGAUAUGUUUUUCCAGCACUUCGGCGUUACCUUAUUCAGUUGUUAACAUAUCUUGCACAAAGCUGUGAACGACUUAUACUUCCAUAUAUUGCUCCAAUACACAAGGCGCUUUUGGCUAAACUAUGUGAAGGAACAGCAGGAGUGAAUGCAAACAAUGGUAUCAUCAGUGGUGUACUUGUAACUGUAGGAGAUCUUGCUAGAGGUGGUUUUUCUACGAGAGAAUAUAUCCCUGAACUUAUGCCAAGAAUUGUUGAAGCUUUAUUGGAUAGAGCUGUGGCUACUAAACAUGAGGUUGCUGUUGCAAUUCUUGGUCAGGUUGUACAGAGCACAGGCUUAAGAGCUGCAGUUGUAGCUGUUAAACGUGAGGAUGAUCGAAGGCUCUUUCACAAUGCUGCAAUGCGAAAACAAAGAAGAGAAGUUAGUGAUAGAUGGGUAAAUGGGGAUGGUAAUUCUGAAAAUGGGUCCCCUAGAUGUCUUUAUGGGUUCUCAUGGGUGGUGUUAGAUGUAAUUGUGAUGAUAUACUCUCUAGUUCGUAGGAUCAAGGUAAUUCAUAAUGUAGUGUACUUAUUCCAAAUCCCACAUUCUUUGGAUGGAGAAAAGGGUAAUUUUGUAUUUUACAACUAA